Phragmites australis (common reed) is the source of this 3342-nucleotide messenger RNA. RefSeq lists its product as uncharacterized. The transcript is spliced from 5 exons. Gene Ontology annotation, molecular function: DNA helicase activity. The record is from RefSeq and is a predicted model, not a curated record. Gene Ontology annotation, biological process: telomere maintenance; DNA repair. Lineage: Eukaryota; Viridiplantae; Streptophyta; Magnoliopsida; Poales; Poaceae. The coding region runs from base 1 to 3342 and encodes 1113 amino acids.
AUGGAGAACCCUUUGUAUAACCAAUUAGAUGUGCCUCUUUCACUUAGUGCAUCUGUUCCUGAUGGUGUAAUCUCUGACGACUGUCCCACACCUGGUGUUGAAUGUUCCCCUGUAGAGGUGGAGAUCCGAGAUAUGAAUGAUUGUCAAAGAUCACAUAGACAACGGGUAACACUAGGAGAAAGGCAAACCUUACUUGCCCGUCGUAAUGCAGCCUUAGCAGCUAGACGAUGCACGGGAGCUUAUGUUGCAUCCGAAGAAAAUCCUACAACAGAAACACAGGACACCAGCUGUGUGGACCCUCCAACACAAUCAGGCGUUGCAAACAAUGGUGAUGAUGAAGCCAUAUUCGAAGAGGACACGAACAAGGAGGACUACAUGUUCACUGGUCAAGAUGGGGACAAUGAUGAUGUCGAAUUUGAUGAAGCUGACUAUUCCACUGUCACGGCCUCGAGCGUCUCCGAUCCGUAUGACCACGUGUAUAGCAACAUACCCCAAAGCACGCACGUGCUUAAGCCCCAACCGAACUGUGAAUUCUGUGACGCGAAGAAGUUCGAGUGUGAGCCUAAGGGGUUCUGUUGCCGUGACGGAAAGAUUAGUCUGUCCAAUCCAGAUACGCCACCCGAACUUAUGAGGCUAUGGUCAAGCGCGGAUUUGGACGCCAAGCAUUUUCGGGACAGUAUUAGGUUCUUCAAUGGUCAUUUCUCAUUCACUUCUCUUUACUGUCGCCUUGACAGCGAGACCACUAACAUGGCAACUAGUGGUAUCUACACGUUUCGAGCCCACGGCCAAAUGUACCACAACAUACAUUCAUUUGGAGGUAAUGGCUUGGACCCCCAGCAUCUAGAGAUGUACUUCUAUGAUGAUGACCCAAGUCUAGAGCACCGGUAUCGGCGAUGUCGCGAGAAGCAAUACCGGCAAGACCAAGAAGUCAUCGCGAGGCUGGUUGGCAUACUUCGUGACAACCCAUACUCUCAGCAUUUCAGGAGUAUGGGACAGGUCGAAGACCUUGAGGAUUACCGUGUGACACUAAAUCUUGAUAAUAGGCUUGACCAGAGGAUGUACAAUGUACCACUCACUUCAGAGGUGGCAGUCGUGUGGGUCGAGGGCAGCGAGCAACGGAAAAACUUCGACUGUAGCGUUAUCCUGCAUGGGAACAACAAUGAGACGUAUGGCGUCCGACCGUAUCAUGCGUGUUAUGACCCCCUGUUAUACCCUCUCUUCUUCCCGAGAGGCGAAAUUGGCUGGCAUCCCGAUAUCCCAAAGGUUGGUGUAUCUAUGGAUGCGGCUCGGGCGGCUCGUGGUAACAAUAAUGAGGACCCAGAUUCAAAUAGCAGGUUGUGCGUCUCUGUGAGGGACUACUAUUGCUACAAAUUCCAGAUGAGGCUAGGGAUAUUCAACCCAAUACUGUUCGGCAAACGUCUUUUUCAGCAGUUCGCUGUCGAUACUUACAUCAAGAUCGAGAGUUCGCGGCUAGACUACAUAUGGAAUCAUCAGAAGGAGAUAAGGGCGGAUCUCUAUCAAGGCUUGGUGGAUAGCUUUAAUGCUGGAGAGAGCAGAGCGAACGCGGUCGACAAACGGACCGUGCUGGCUACAUCGUUUAUCGGAGGACCUCGAGAUAUGAGGCGUCGAUGCAUGGAUGCUAUGGCAUUGGUGCGGAAGUACGGGAAGCCGGACGUCUUCCUCACGAUGACCUGCAACCCUAACUGGGAAGAGAUCACACGUGGGCUCGAGCAUGGCCAAAUAACCCAGGAUUGCCCGGAUCUCGUCGUGCGUGUUUUCAGGGCGAAGCUCGAGGAACUAAAGAAACAGUUGUUUGAGAAGUACAUGCUCGGCAAGGUCCAGGCCUAUGUCUAUGUUGUGGAGUUCCAGAAGAGGGGAUUGCCGCACGCCCACUUCCUGCUGAUCAUGCAGGGCAAGUACAAGCUCGUGUGUCCGGAGCAGUAUAAUUGUAUCAUCUCUGCCGAGCUCCCGGAUAAGCACAAGUACCUAGAGCUAUACAAGAUGGUCGUCAAGCACAUGAUGCAUGGCCCUUGUGGUGUGUUGAACUCCCAGUGCCCGUGUACAAAGGAUCAUGGGUCAUGCAAGAACCAUUAUCCGCGUCCUUUCAAUGUGGCUACCAUGCAAGGCAAGGAUUCCUACCCGGUGUACAGGAGACGCGAUGACGGUCGCCAUGCAAUGGUUCGAAAAUUCCAGCUAGACAAUAGGUGGGUCGUCCCUUACAAUCCUUACCUCUUGCGGCUGUUCAAUAGCCACAUCAAUGUUGAGGUCUACUCGAGCAUAAAGGUUGUCAAGUACCUUUUCAAGUACAUAUACAAGGGCCACGACCUGGCGUCCGUAUCUGUGAACAAGGCCGACAACAAUGACAUCGACGAGAUUAAGCAGUACAGGGAGGCGAGGUGGGUUACCCCACCGGAAGCCUUGUGGAGGAUAUACGGCUUUGACCUGAGCAAGAACUCUCCACCUGUGAUGCAACUACAACUUCAUCUCCCAAACAUGCACAUGGUUUCGUACCGAGGGGGCCAGGACAUACAGGAGGUGCUCGACCGUGAUGAUGCCAAGAAGUCAAUGCUGACAGAGUACUUCAAGGCAAACAGAGUACACGAGCAAGCAAGAGGCAUCCUCUACCGUGACUUCCCCGAGUGGUUUACUUGGCAAACAGGGAAAAAUAGAAAGUUUUGGCAAACGAGGAAACGUGGCGGACAAGUCGGUAGAAUUGUGACGGCCCAUCCGACCGAGGGGGAACGCUACUACCUCCGGGUUCUACUGAACCACGUGACAAGCGCCACAUCCUAUGAGGACUUGAGGACAGUUGAUGGCGAGAUACUACCGUCCUUCCGUGAUGCCGCGGAGAGAAGGGGACUGAUUGAGGCAGACAAUACGCUGGACGAGUGCCUCAUGGAGGCCGAACACCUUGAGGCAAUGUCGGAUGACUACCGCCACACCGAUCAAUGCACACACACGGUCGAGCAGAAGGUUUUGAUAGAUGUUAGGAACAUGCUGCAGUCGAUGGGGAAGGAUAUAAGAUCGUUCCCUCUUCCUGAUAUCGAUGAGGCACUUGACAUGGCAAACGGUGUGCCGAGGGAGAUAUUUGAGGAGUCUAUGAUCAGUGUGGACCAUGAGCACAUAGCCUUAUCUGACUCCCUCAACGUCGAGCAGAGGGUCACCUAUGACGAGAUUCUAGCCGCGGUUGAUAGCGGCGAAGGAGGCAUGUUCUUCGUUGAUGGCCCUGGAGGCACAUGGAAAACUUUUCUUUACAAGGCACUGCUUGCGAUGGUCCGCGGCCAGGGGAAGAUUGCCGUGGCGACAGCUACGUCUGGUGUUGCUGCUUCUAUAAUGCCCUGA